Arvicola amphibius (Eurasian water vole) is the source of this 4238-nucleotide messenger RNA. RefSeq names its product PWP2 small subunit processome component (gene Pwp2). Lineage: Eukaryota; Metazoa; Chordata; Mammalia; Rodentia; Cricetidae. Gene Ontology annotation, cellular component: small-subunit processome; Pwp2p-containing subcomplex of 90S preribosome. The coding region runs from base 68 to 2842 and encodes 924 amino acids. Gene Ontology annotation, biological process: maturation of SSU-rRNA from tricistronic rRNA transcript (SSU-rRNA, 5.8S rRNA, LSU-rRNA); ribosomal small subunit assembly. Gene Ontology annotation, molecular function: protein binding. The transcript is spliced from 21 exons. The record is from RefSeq and is a predicted model, not a curated record.
CUACACGCCGGAGGUAGUUCGGAUUCCGGAAGUGGUUCAGGACGGACCCCGCACGUGUGGCUGCAGGAUGAAGUUUGCUUACCGGUUCUCGAAUUUGUUGGGUACAGUUUAUCGGUGUGGAAACUUAAAUUUCACCUGCGAUGGGAAUUCUGUUAUCAGCCCUGUGGGAAAUAGAGUCACUGUGUUUGACCUUAAGAACAACAGAUCAGAUACGUUGCCUCUGGCUACUAAGUACAACAUCAAGUGUGUGGGGCUGUCUCCAGAUGGUCGCCUUGCAAUCAUCGUUGAUGAAGGGGGCGAGGCUCUGUUAGUCAGCUUGGCCUGCAGGUCGGUACUCCACCACUUCCACUUCAAGGGUUCUGUGCACAGCGUCUCCUUUUCCCCCGAUGGCAGAAAAUUUGUUGUUACUAAGGGCAACAUUGCUCAGAUGUACCAUGCCCCCGGAAAGAAGCGAGAAUUCAAUGCAUUUGUUCUGGACAAAACCUAUUUUGGGCCCUACGAUGAGACCACGUGCAUCGACUGGACAGAUGACUCCAAGUGCUUUGUGGUUGGAAGCAAAGACAUGUCCACUUGGGUGUUUGGAGCUGAGCGCUGGGACAACCUCAUCUACUAUGCCCUGGGUGGACACAAGGAUGCCAUUGUGGCCUGCUUCUUUGAGUCCAACAGUCUGGAUCUGUACUCACUCAGCCAAGAUGGAGCCCUGUGUGUGUGGCAGUGUGACACACCCCCUGAGGGCCUAAAGCUAAAAGCCCCUAGGGGCUGGAAGGCAGACCUACUUCAGAGGAAGAAGGAAGAAGAGGAGGAGGAGGAGGAGGAGGAUGAAGAGGAAGGAGAGCGAGAAACCACCAUCCGAGGGAAGGCCAUGCCAGCUGAACAGGAGAAAGUUGGGAAAGUGAAGUACUCACGGCUGGCCAAGUACUUCUUGAAUAAAGAAGGAGACUUUAACAACCUGACAGCUGCCGCUUAUCAUAAGAAGAUUCAUCUCUUGGUCACGGGUUUUGCCUCUGGAAUCUUCCAUCUGCAUGAGCUCCCAGAGUUCAACCUCAUCCACUCCCUGAGUAUCUCCGAUCAGAGGGUUGCUUCAGUUGCCAUCAACAGCUCUGGGGACUGGAUCGCCUUUGGCUGCUCAGGCCUGGGCCAGCUGCUGGUGUGGGAGUGGCAGAGUGAAUCCUAUGUGCUCAAGCAACAGGGCCACUUCAACAGCAUGGUGUCACUGGCCUACUCCCCUGAUGGGCAGUAUAUCGUCACUGGUGGGGACGAUGGCAAGGUCAAGGUAUGGAAUACCCUCAGUGGCUUCUGCUUUGUCACCUUUACGGAGCAUUCCAGCGGGGUCACCGGUGUAACAUUUACCACCACUGGCCAUGUCAUUGUCACCUCCUCCUUGGAUGGAACCGUGCGGGCCUUUGACCUUCACAGGUACCGGAAUUUCCGCACCUUCACGUCUCCACGCCCCACGCAGUUCUCCUGUGUGGCUGUUGACUCGAGUGGGGAAAUCGUCUCUGCAGGGGCUCAGGACUCCUUCGAGAUCUUUGUGUGGUCCAUGCAGACGGGCAGACUUCUUGAUGUUCUGUCUGGCCAUGAGGGACCCAUCAGUGGUCUUUGCUUUAACCCAAUGAAGUCCAUCCUGGCCAGUGCUUCUUGGGACAAGACAGUGCGCCUGUGGGACAUGUUUGACAGCUGGAGGACCAAAGAGACCUUGGCUUUGACCUCUGAUGCCCUGUCAGUGGCUUUUCGGCCUGAUGGUGCAGAGCUAGCUGUGGCCACACUGAACUCGCAGAUCGUCUUCUGGGACCCUGAGAACGCUGUACAGGUGGGCUCCAUCGAGGGCAGGCAUGAUCUCAAGACAGGCAGGAAGGAGCUGGACAAGAUCACAGCCAAACAUUCAGCCAAGGGCAAGGCUUUCACUACCCUCUGUUACUCUGCGGAUGGGCAGAACAUUCUGGCAGGAGGCAUGUCCAAGUUUGUGUGCCUUUAUCACGUCCGGGAGCAGAUCCUGGUGAAGAGGUUUGAGCUUUCUUGCAACUUGUCUCUGGAUGCCAUGGAGGAAUUUCUGAACCGAAGAAAGAUGACAGAGUUUGGCAAUUUGGCACUCAUUGAUCAAGAUGCUGGGGAGGAGAAUGGCGUCGCAAUUCCCUUGCCAGGUGUAAGGAAAGGUGAUAUGAGUUCUAGACACUUCAAACCUGAAAUCAGGGUAACUUCUCUGCGCUUCUCUCCCACUGGACGCUGCUGGGCGGCCACCAGCACAGAAGGGCUCCUCAUCUUCUCUCUGGAUGCCCAGAUGCUCUUCGACCCAUUUGAGCUGGACACCAGUGUGACACCUGGGCGGAUCCGUGAGGCGCUACGACAGAGGGAGUUUACCCGUGCCAUCCUCAUGGCCUUCCGGCUCAAUGAGAGGAAACUGGCACAGGAGGCCCUGGAGGCUGUGCCACAGGACGAAAUUGAUGUUGUCAGCGCUUCCCUUCCUGAGCUGUAUGUAGAGAAAGUGCUUGAGUUCUUAGCGGCCUCCUUUGAAGAGUCUAGGCACCUUGAAUUUUACCUUAUAUGGACCCAGAAGUUACUUAUGUCACACGGACAGCAGCUGAAGUCCAGGGCGGGGCACUUGCUGCCUGUGGUCCAGUUCCUUCAGAAGGGCCUCCAGCGGCAUCUGGAUGAUGUUUCUAAGCUCUGUAACUGGAACCGUUACAACAUCCAGUACGCUCUGGCAGUUUCCAAACAGCGGGGCGUAAAGCGCACUCUGGAGCCUUUAGACACAGAAGAGGACGCAGACGCAUCUGAUGAUGACAGUCUACACCUACUCGGGAUGGCUGCGGAUGAUGAGGAAGAAGAGGAGAUGCUGGUGUAGAAGCCCCACCUCACAGCCUGAUUGACUGACUGACUGGAAAUGCUGGUGUAGGAGCACCACCUCACAGCCUGAUUGACUGACUGACUGGAAAUGCUGGUGUAGGAGCACCACCUCACAGCCUGAUUGGAGAUGGGCCCACUGCGCCCCUGAGCCCAGAAAGUGAGCGAUGCUAGAGGCCUCAGAACCCUGUAGCCGGGACUCUUUUGCUGUGAGACUGCACAUGCUGCCAUAGGCAGCAAGCCAACCUUUCGGAUCCAGGACUGGGAUGGAUGCCAUGGGCACGUGUGUGCUGUAGGCCCAGAUGUGGUGAUCCUGCAUAUAGACAUCUGAGAAGGAGGCAGUUUUAGAAGUGUGGACUUGCAAGCUUCUGUUGGUUAUUUAUAUUUUUAAUACGAACUUCUGAGAAUGAACUUUUUUUCCCAACUUAGGGUUAGAAAGCUUUUUUAAAAAUGUGAGGACUUAACUUCUCAACUUUGAGUUCCUGAUGUUUAUAGUGUGUCCUGGGUGAGACAUUGUCUUCAACUAAGCGGGAAAGACAAGAGUGGCUGUCUGCUCAGGCCUGUGGCCCUGGUCAUCUAUAGGUAUACGGAGUGAGCCAGAAAGUGUGCUGGGCUGACGCAGGAGGGUGGAUGUGACUGCUCAAGGCCAGGGAAGCCUUGAUCAGUGCCAGCGUGCACAGGUUGCACAGGAGAGGGGACAGUCCCUUCAUGCCAGAGGGGCGCUCUACUGAUACUCCCAGUGGUUGACCAACUCCAGCGUGUCAGCUCACCAGCGAAGUGACCCACAGGUCCCAACUCUCAUGCUGGGAACUGCCCAUCGGCCUCUGUCCAGGCCGCAGGAAUGGAUUUAUGUGACACCUAGUGUCACAGUCGGGGUGUGCCAUUGUCCUGGUCACCUGAAAUACACUCAGGCUUGACCACGGGUAUGGAAAGAAAUCAGAGCUCAGCCUGGUAUUUCUGGGUUUCCUGUUCCUACACAGUGUUUCUGUGUGUAGCUUGGAAUUGGGGUGGGAGCUCACUUCUUGCCUGCUCAAGGACAAGAUCCUGGCUGCCCAGAUGGGGCCUCGCUUGUUUUAGUGCCCUCCUGAGAUUUCUGUUUGCAGUAGUAGAUACAGUUUUUUGAAGCCCUACCAUUUUUGUCUGUGUUUGUGGUGCUGAACGUGGAACAGUGACAGGCUGGUACAACCGAGCCACACUUCAGCCAUCACCCAUCUCUAACUUGAAAUUUAAUUACUAUACCAGAAGCAGGGCUCAGUCACCCUUUGAAGUGCCUUUCAGGCCUGCUUCUUGGUAACCAUGCCCAUUCCAUCCCUGUGGACGAGGUCAGAUGCAAAUUGCUGCCACUCCAUUGAGUAUCUGUGCCCUGGCUUCCAAUAAAUAUUGGACCACCAAGCCCA